Molecule: messenger RNA, 5433 nt
Organism: Tuber aestivum (summer truffle)
Lineage: Eukaryota; Fungi; Ascomycota; Pezizomycetes; Pezizales; Tuberaceae
Source: the annotation of a GenBank genome assembly
CUCCUCAACCCCCAACCUACUCGAGCGUCCACAAACAACCGGAUCAUCACACCCCUCCCCUAUUCCAUCAAAUUCAUUUACCCUAGCCGCACCGAACCGGCAUAUAAUUAUCAUCCCUCAUCCCUUGGAUGAGCUACCAAUCACCUCUCACGACCUCUCAGCUCCCCCAACGGCCCUUCUUUCUAGGGGUUCUCGUGGCUGUUUGGGGGAAGAAACAAGGUUCUUCAACCUCCUCCAAACAACAGAGUUACAGAACAGAGCCACGAAACGAGAGCAUACAGAUCAAUGAUAAGGUGAGUCAGGAGAGAGUCCUUCAUUCCAUUCAUAGCACCUAUCCUCACCCGAGAUGCCCCCGGCAUAGCUCGUAUCUUCUUUGCCGUCCUAGAACGUGAUGCAGCACCUGCUACAGCCUCCAUCAUGGCUUUCACCUUCGUUCUCGCCAGGUCGGCAAUGCAGCACAGGUAAGCCUUGAAUCUUACAAGCCGUAUCUCAAGCUCCAUUGGUGAUACUAACUUGGUGGACGUACAGCAGAAAGUUAUUGAUGAGGUCGGAGGAGCAGCUACCGAAAAAACCCACCGAAGCGAGGAAUUAAGGUCCUCGCCCAGCUGGAACGGUUUGCUGUUUUGGAGAGUGUAGGUAUUAGGCCGCAAUCGUUUGACAAGUGCUAACUUGUUUCAAAAAGGUAUCCAGCAAAUCGACGGAACCUUCAAUGGAAUUGAAGGAUAAAUAAAGCGGACCUCUGGUCUGGGAACAAUUGCCCCUAGGCUAGGAGCGGCACGUCUCCCACUGGACCCUUCCCGGUACUCAGCUAACAUACAUGUCUAAGCGGCAGAUUGGCGAUGCUUUCAACGGAAUCCAGACGGUUAUUACAGUGGAGGUUAAUAAUGCGUUCUGGACCGGAGAGGAAGCAAAGGAGGUAGGGUGCCGUGGGUGCGGACACCAAUUUUCAUUUUCUGUGCUAGGUUGUUUUCUUUACAUCAGGAGAGACAACUAGAGGCUUGUGAUCGGGGUUUGGUGGAAAUGUGAGCGGUGCUGGUGGGCAGCACCGCUCGUGGUUUGUGGUUGUUAAUUGAUUUACUAUCCCAGAAUCUAGAGGACUAUACGUCAAGGCAAGAGCCACGAUCACGGCAAGGUCGGGGAUCUGUGGAGUACUGCUAGUGUGGGGGUCUCUCGCAGUGUAUGUAUUUUAAAUGAUUAUAAGCAAUAAUGAGAUGGGAUUAACUAAACUGUAUGAAUUGUGAUGUGCAUAUGGUCGUAGAGUUCUUGGGAUUAUCAACCUUCCGUUCUCGCAUCCCUCUAUUCUUCCGGAUGGAUGGUGGAAGACUCCUUGCCUACGACAACAAGUCCUUGGCAACAGGAUAACAAUAUCCCUAUUGAACGACCCUGCCCCUUUACCCAACUCUGCGUUGCACCAUAAGCAUCAUCCAACCCCAAGCCGUCGGUCAUUAUCUUGAGCUUUUAUCGCCCACCGGAGAUUUCAGGUUCUUGCAGAAUCACAUCAAUAUUCAGGGUUACCGGCAGGAAUCCAUCUGUGUAUCUAUCAGUGGAUAACUUGAGGUAGAUUCCCGAGUGUCUUUUCUUCUACGUGUCCAUUUCAGAAAUAUCUUCAGCAACUUUCUUGAGGAUUUCUACCUCGAAUGAUCUCACCUCUAGUCUGAGUGACGUGUAUAGUCAUCGAUCUUCCGGAGGGAUGGUUCCCGGUUUUGCCUCGAACGUGCGGUAUUCCAGUUUUGAAUAUCCGUCUGUCCUUGGAGAAUUCUGGAGGAUUUUGUUUGGCCAAGUACGAAGCCUGACCCGAUAUUCCGUCAGACGUUCAUCCCAAGCAUCAAUACACAUGAAGGUACGCUCCGCGAGAGAGGUAGUUUGCGGUACCCCCACAAUAUCUGAAAGUUGCUGUCCCCGUUGGCUAAUGAGCUCUUUCUGGCUUCUAUAGAUUCUGCGUUACUUCCCCCGGUACCAUUUCCAGCCCGCUCACAACCUGUUUGAGCGAGACGCCCAGCACGCACAUCCACAACACCACCCCCCGAGUUGGGAAACUCAAGGUAAAAACACACAACGGCAACAUUUCGCCCCCCCCCCGGCCCGAUCGCACGAGCUGUCUAUAGCCAGCAAGCUCACAUCACGACUCGCUAGUACCGGCCCUUUUUCCAUUCCUCGAGACCCCUCCUCCUUAUCACCGAUCAAAGUCCUACGACCCCGACACCCCCAUAGCAAUACCAAGUUCAUCCGAUUCACUUCCCCCACUACCGGCACACCACCCUCCAAGGCCCCCAGGUUGUAAGAUCCAUUCCCUUCUAAUUUCGACCCGGCACACGCAGGCGCCCCCCGAGCCCCAACCCAACGGCGAUAACCAGGCCGAGACUCGUGACCACUCAUCGGAAACAUCAGAGCUGUUCCACACCUUAUUAUAAGAGCUGGCAGUGCUGAAGGAGAUCUUUGCUGUUCUGAAGGUGGUGGGGGGUUGGCGGUUGAGUCCGUCGCUUGAUGGAAUUCCCGGAGGAGGAGGAGGAAGAAAAGGCGGGCUGGGCUGGUUUGUGGAACCUCGGGAAUACCUCAACGCUGCACAAUCAAUCUAUCUCCCAGAUUUGUCUCCGGAACACAUUGUUCGGGCCUGCCACAUUGGUCGUGGGAUAUUUCAUAUUAUUUUAGACUCCUGUACUACACAAAACGGUGGAAAUUUUUGUGUCGCCCUUGUUCCAUGUCUAGGAUACGGGUGGCUGAGCGAGUGUCUCAGUAUUCUCCAGCGAUGAUUAGCAUGGAUAACCAUACCGGUAGGCUUGUAAAGUGCGGCUUAUGAGACUGACCUUGCACAAAUAUUCGAUAAGUUGGGCUCGGUGGGGAGAAGGUCAUUUUUUUUCCCAACGUUAACAUGGUACAGGUGCAUGACACUGCCAGUUACAACGCAGAGCCUCAUAAAGUGAAAGGAAGAAGUUAAAAAAAAACAUCCAUCCCUCCAUUCCCGGAUCUAAAGGGGAAAAAAAGAAAUCUCAAUUGAUGCGUCCACACCAUCUACCCUGCCGUACCCAAUCGCCCGCCAAACUCCAUGCUUUAUCCAGACAUCCUUCCCAUCGAGUGAUAACUACAAAUCCAAACCUCCCUCCUCCCUCUCCAGCGCCAUACGCAUAUCCCACAGGGACGGACUGCGACAGCUGGCGCCUAUUCGUCUUGCUUGUGGUAAUUAACCUUUUCGUUCCAGCUGCAAGUCAUUAGCGCACAAAAUCUACCGCGGAAACGAUAUGAGAGCCUACAAAAGAGUCUAGAAAACGUUAGCGACCCAUACCGACCAUCCAAGAAAGGAGAAGGAUAGGAGGAAGAAAUACCUUGUCACCAUCCCCCCAGAAGUAAUUCUUAGUCCUGAUGUUCUGAUACGGGUAUUCGGUCCUCUCCUCUAGCGGUGGCAUAUGCGCCCAGUGCUCCCAAUGCUUAUUCCAAAGGCCAUACGCAUUAACACCCGCAACAAUUAUAGAAGGGAUAGCGAUGCUAUUUCCCCAUCCUAUUAGUCCUCCAUUUCCCCGAUCCUUCGUCGAUGUGCGGGUUUGCCGAGGGAACAUACAAAUAAGUAAGCUUCUUCCAAAGCUCUGCCGGAGAAUUAGCCGCUGCCACAGUAAAACGCCCGCGGGGGGGCAAGGGAGGAGAUAUGUAGUACCGCUGGAUUCAGCAGCAUGAUGCUUCACUGCCUCACGUUCCUUGACAAACGUGCUCUGGGUGCGUUUCGGGGCCGACUCCGUGGCCAGACGGCGGGCUUGUUGCAGGAUACGCGGCUGCGUGCGCGGAGCGCGGGUGAGGAUGCGAGCGGACAGCAUUGUCGUUGUUGCUUUGUGAGUAGAGAGAGAAAUGCAGUGGCCGUCAGUUUGUGAUGAAGUUGUUUAGGCAGGGGGGGAGAAAUCGACGGGAUGGGGAUGGGUGAUAGAAUUGGCUUCAGGGAUUUGGUGGGGUGAUGAUUAUGUAAGCUGAACUGGGCGGUCGUUAUUGGGGGAGUUUCAUUUGGAGAUGAGGGAUCCUGGUACUGGUGCUAGUGAAAUUCCGGGAUAAGCUCAUUACGAGUAGCGGCGCACCCCCUGUGGCGGAAACCAGCCCAAAAAGCUCGGAAGCAAGAUCUGAAAACUGGGAAAUCCUCUCCCGUGAAAAAAAAAACCCCCCGUUCCGCUCAACUCCAUGUCUCCGUACUUACACCACCAUACGGGUAGCUCGAUCGAAAUGCCCCCACAAACAAAUGCCGACCUGCUAACCAACGAAAUCGAUCCCCGUGCACUCCGGAUCCGUGAGAAUGGAGGCCCCGCAAACGAUAUCGUGCCAACUGAAUCCACCACCAAUCAACGAAGGCGGACGUCCGUUGCCCUAGCUCUUGGCGAUGCACACCCCCGCGCGGAACUGGAGGCUUCGAGACGGCAGUUUGUCGAUUACGACGGGUUGUCAUGGCCGAGUAUGUUGUAACUCGCAGUGGCUCAGGGUGUUAGCUAAUGGAGGGUUACAGGUUCAGGCACGAUGGAUAGGCUAGAGGCCACGCCAGCUGAGGCGGAAGCCAGGCUUGAUAAGCUGUCUGGAGCGUGAGUUCCCCAUUAAUUGAAGCUCAGGAGGGAUACACCUGACACCCGAAUGGGGGUGUAUAGAAUCAGGACGAUAUUAGAAUGCAUCGGCGAAGACCCCGACCGCGAGGGCCUCCUGGAGACACCCUCCCGAUACGCAAAAGCAAUGCUAUACUUCACGAAGGGUUACGAAGAGAAUCUCAAGCUAAUUGUCAAUAACGCCGUUUUCCAAGAAGACCAUGACGAAAUGGGUACCCCACCGCACUCCCCCCCCCCACUUGUCUCCUCCGAGCUAACCCCCAAUAGUCAUAGUCAAAGACAUUGAAAUCUACUCCAUGUGCGAACACCACCUGGUCCCUUUCACCGGGAAGAUGCACAUUGGUUACAUUCCCCAAGGCAAAGUUCUAGGCCUCUCCAAGUUCGCACGCAUAGCGGAGAUGUUUGCACGCCGCUUACAGCUGCAAGAGCGCCUGACGAAGCAGGUUGCUGCGGCGAUCGAGGAGAUUUUGGAACCCCUGGGAGUGGCAGUGGUCAUGGAGAGCGCGCACCUGUGCAUGGUCAUGAGAGGUGUAGAGAAGACGGCGGCUUCUACAACCACUAGCUCUAUGCUGGGGUGCUUUAGGAAGAGGAGCAGGACUAGGGAGGAAUUUCUAAGACUUGUGCGUGCCCAAUUCUGAGAGACGGUUGGGACGGAAAGGGGUGGUGUAUAUUCGCUGACUAUGUGUAUUGUGCAUGCGAACAGGCGUUACAUAACGUGAGAUACUAGUGGUUGGGGUCUCUCUUUUCUCCUCACCCGGGUUGUUCCGUUAACGUGGGGUUUUUUCGGGGAAGUUUAUCGGAUGUGUUGUUGGUAGUUGUGCCCUUAGCAUUGUAGUAGACAGUGAAUGGUUCAACUAUAUUUAUUUUC